This is a messenger RNA of Mandrillus leucophaeus (drill), 1091 nucleotides long. It is a transcript of the gene TSLIG3B, whose product is annotated as family with sequence similarity 98, member B. The record is from RefSeq and is a predicted model, not a curated record. The transcript is spliced from 7 exons. Gene Ontology annotation, cellular component: tRNA-splicing ligase complex. Bases 30 to 1022 code for a protein of 330 amino acids. NCBI's taxonomy places the organism in Eukaryota, Metazoa, Chordata, Mammalia, Primates, Cercopithecidae.
AGCGCCGAACAGCUCUGGGCCAAAGGACCAUGAGAGGGCCGGAGCCGGGUCCCGAACCAACGAUGGAGGGAGACGUGCUGGACACACUGGAGGCGCUGGGGUAUAAAGGACCAUUGUUAGAAGAGCAAGCCCUUACGAAGGCAGCAGAGGGUGGAUUAUCUUCACCUGAAUUUUCAGAGCUCUGUAUUUGGUUAGGCUCUCAAAUAAAAUCAUUAUGCAACUUGGAAGAAAGUAUCACGUCUGCUGGAAGAGAUGAUCUAGAGAGCUUCCAGCUUGAGAUAAGUGGCUUUUUAAAAGAAAUGGCAUGUCCAUAUUCUGUACUCAUAUCAGGAGAUAUUAAAGAUCGUUUAAAAAAGAAGGAGGACUGUUUGAAACUUCUAUUAUUUUUAAGUACAGAACUUCAAGCUUCACAGAUACUACAGAACAAGAAACAUAAAAAUUCUCAAUUAGAUAAAAAUAGUGACAUUUAUCAGGAAGUUCAAGCUAUGUUUGAUACACUUGGUAUACCCAAGUCAACAACUUCUGACAUUCCGCAUAUGCUAAGCCAAGUGGAAUCAAAGGUGAAAGAUAUUCUCUCAAAGGUCCAGAAAAAUCAUGUGGGAAAACCACUGCUGAAAAUUGAUUUAACUUCAGAACAGGCGGAACAACUUGAAAGAAUAAAUGAUGCUCUUUCCUGUGAAUAUGAGUGCCGCCGGCGAAUGUUAAUGAAACGAUUAGAUGUGACUGUACAGUCCUUUGGAUGGUCUGAUAGAGCAAAGGUAAAAACAGAUGAUAUAGCAAGAAUUUAUCAGCCUAAACGUUAUGCUUUGUCACCCAAGACAACAGUUACAAUGGCACAUCUACUUGCUGCUCGUGAAGAUCUAUCCAAGAUCAUUAGGACAAGUAGUGGCACCAGCCGGGAGAAGACCGCAUGUGCCAUCAAUAAGGUUGGUGUUUCUUUCAGCACAGUGGAAAAUGAACUGAUAAUAUCCUACUUAAUGUUUUUACAAAUUUUAACCUAUUUUUCUUUCAUGUCCUGGUAAAUAUUUAGAAGAAAGAGUGGCAGGGGGGUUCAGUCUAGGCUUAGUUAUGUUAUUUUUGUGUAUGUAUGU